Molecule: messenger RNA, 1827 nt
Organism: Stegodyphus dumicola
Lineage: Eukaryota; Metazoa; Arthropoda; Arachnida; Araneae; Eresidae
Product: katanin p60 ATPase-containing subunit A-like 2
Molecular function (GO): ATP binding; protein binding; ATP hydrolysis activity
Source: RefSeq, a predicted model, not a curated record
AGCUUUGCAAAAGACUAACCAAGGAGGUUUAACUUGCACGAAAUGAAAUACGAAUUGCUUGAACGUUUUAAAUACGAAAUUGAAUUAAAUUGAGUGGUGUUAAUUCUCAAGAUUAGUGGUUAUUGUUUCAUUUUAUCUAUAUGAAUACUUAAUUCAAUUAAUAAUCUGAAUUUUUGAUUAAUUUCUUAAUUCAUUCGUUUUUUAUGGCUUCAUUGAAUAUUGAGAGAGUUUUUGUUGCGCAUAAAGACCGAGAGAAAGAAGAACAGAAGAAAACUUUUAGAAGGAAAGCACUUCUUAUAUUAAUUCACAGUUAUUUGGAAGAAUUCGGGUUUACUCAAGCUGCAGAUGCCUUGAGAUGUGAAAUAAAUUUUCCUAUCCAAGAUUAUACGGUCUGUGAUAAUAUUCAUUUGGAAUCUGUUUUGCAGGAUUUUGAGUCGUAUUAUUUCUUGAAGUACCAAAAAGUGCCUUUAAUUGUGAAAAAAGUGCCUGAAGAUAAGAAAAAGCAGGCCCAAAAUGGAAAAGGAAAACAUCAAAGAUUUAAGAAAGAUCAGAAGAAUUUGUUCACUUUUCGAAAGCAUAUAGGAGUAGUGGCAGAAAAUAAACUAACUGAUGCUAUGCAAGUCUUUCCAUUUUGUGCUUCUGUAGAACAUGAGAACUUCUGUAGUGAUGUAGUGACUGAAGCUGAUUCACAAAUUUUAGAACCUCUAGUAGCAUUUGAAAAUUUUUCUGACGAAUGGAAGUCCAUGGCAAAUCUUAUAAUGCAGGAUAUAAAAUGCCAGAAUUAUUCUGCUAAUUGGCACGAUAUCAUUGGCCAUGAAAGGGCUAAAGAACUGUUAAAGGAAGCCAUUGUUUAUCCUGUGAAAUAUGGUCAACUUUUUACAUCAGUCAUGUCAACUUGGAAAGGGAUUUUGCUGUAUGGGCCACCUGGUUCUGGUAAAACUAUUCUUGCACAUGCUGCUGCAUCAGAAUCCAGAGCAGUGUUUUUAAAAGUAUCUGCAUCUACAUUGUUAAGUAAAUGGAGGGGAGAAUCUGAGAAAUUAGUAAAGGUAUUGUUUGAUUUGGCUAAAUAUUAUGCUCCAUCAGUGAUAUUUGUAGAUGAAAUUGAUUCUCUGAUUAGUCAUAGAUGUGGGGAUCAUGAAGCUAGUAGAAGAAUGAAGACAGAAUUCUUUUUACAAAUGGAUUGUUUGGCAUCGUAUGACAAAUUUGUGUUGUUUAUGGGGGCUUCAAAUAUGCCAUGGGAACUGGAUUGUGCUCUAAUAAGAAGAAUGGAAAAGCGUAUUCUUAUUUCACAACCUGAUGCUGAAAAUAGAACUCUUUUAUUUAAGAAAUUCUUACCACCAUGCCUUGAUAUUGCUAAAAAUGUGAAAAUGCAGAUAAAUUUAAAUUAUGAGGAACUUUCAAAAGCUACAAAUUGUUAUUCUGCUGCAGACAUUGAACUUAUCUGUAAAGAAGCAAAAAUGAACUGUAUACGUCAAGCAUUUAAAGCUCUAGAGAACAGUAAAGAUGGCAAAAUUCCUUCAGGAAGAAUUUUCAUUGAGCCUCUAAAAAUUUCUGAUGUCUUCCUUGCUAUAAAAAGAACGAAACCAGCUACAUCAGAGUUAUUAGAAAAAUACAUGAAAUGGAGAGAUGAGCAUGGGUCUGAGUGAAAAUUAGUGUAAUGAAAUAUUAUGUUCAAAAGUGGCAUUUGUUUAUAUUCAAUUAUUUACUGAUAAAAUUGUUUUUAUCAAGCUUUCCUAUAAAAUAUAAGAAAAAUUUUACGUUAAAUUAAAAUUUGUUGAAAUAUUAUAACUGUGUCAUUAUUUUAAUAAAAGAUCUUGAUUAUUAUUA